This is a messenger RNA of Fraxinus pennsylvanica, 918 nucleotides long. NCBI's taxonomy places the organism in Eukaryota, Viridiplantae, Streptophyta, Magnoliopsida, Lamiales, Oleaceae. The record is from the annotation of a GenBank genome assembly.
AUGAGAAGUGGCAAAUCAUCCCUUGUUACACUAGCUAAGAAAUGCAAGGAUAUAUUGGCUUCGAAUUGGCAAGGAAGACUUAACACCAUAAAGGCUGAUGCUAAAGGAAGCAAGGAUGAAAUAUACACUUCAGAAGUGAAAUAUUUUAUGAGGAAAGGAAACCCAUAUAUUUGGGUACCUGAAAAGGACUUGCAUAAUGUGAACACUAUUAUUGAUGAACGUGGUUCUUUUGCUGUGACCAGUCCUUUACCAGGUCUUCUUGCAAAUUUGCUAAGAUCUCUAAAAAAGCUACCAACUCGAGUUGCUCUGACCGGAGAUCUUGUGCUCCUUAAAGAUAACAAGGCUAAGUUAGCUGCAGAAUGCCUUCAGGAUACCAUACUAGCUGAUCAGAGAGCUGUUGAGGAGUCAAGCCACUCAGUUUCUGGUAUAUUAAGUUCUUCUCUUCCUUCUACAUCGAGAAGCAAAAACCUCCUGGAGUUACUUGCCGACAUUGAACAGUACACUGUGUACAAGUUCAAUCCAAGCUCAUGCACCUAUAUCUGUGGGGAUGGAGGCAAUCAUGAAGUAGACCUGGAGCAUUUUGAAGCAUCUAAAGCGGAUCCUUUGUUGCCUUUUUCUAUGAGCCUGAUUGACGGGAUUAAUCAAAAUGAAACCAGGCGCAGAUCUCUAAUUCUUUUCUGCAUCACAUUCCUCGACGAAAAUGCAAAGGAUGCUUUCCUUCUUUCGAUAGAUAGGAGCGGAUUUGAUGUACUGGCAAAAGUUUUCGGUUCAGUGAAUAAUGGCCCUCAGAUGUACCAGUGGAGGGAGUUAAGAUUCUCAUUCAAAGAAGAGGCUCGUGAUGUUGAAACAUUCUGUCAACGGCUUGUUGAGAUGGAAGAGGAAGCCCUAAAAAAUGUCUCAAGUUUCAGUGGCAUAUGA